Messenger RNA from Menidia menidia (Atlantic silverside), 2536 nucleotides. The record is from the annotation of a GenBank genome assembly. Lineage: Eukaryota; Metazoa; Chordata; Actinopteri; Atheriniformes; Atherinopsidae.
CCCGUGAAGGCAGCAGAGCUGUCUAAAUGCGGUGGCCGCUGGUGGGACUUGGCAAAGAUGUGUGUUAUUAUGCUUAUGUUCUUGAAAAUGAUCCAUUUGAGCCAACCGCCUGACAAACUCUGUUUUACCGACGCACAAAGGCAGAAAACCUUUGAAAGGUGGCAGGCGCUGCUCCUUUUGACGAAGAACAAAAAAGUACGCGGGGAAGUUCCCUAGGAAAUCCCCCAAGACCUUCGGGGAUAUUUUUUUUUUUAACUUAUGCGCCAAAUCUCCGGCAGAAUUUACCUUCUCUCUGUAUUUGUAAGAGACUCGGAGUAGGGGGCAGAGGCGUCCAAUGCUGGAUUAUUAAAAGACUUGCUCUGUCUGUCUGUCAAACCGACCCAACGCGCAAUGGAUAACGCCAGCCUAAACGCGGAUACGGACGCGCUCAAAGAGAAAACGCGGAGUUACAGCGUGCUGAACACUCUGUAUCACGAGACGCGGCAGGAAAUAGAGAUCCUCAACAAACAGAUCUUUUUAAAGGACAACAUCAUUGCAGAUUUAAAAGCCAGGCUUGGGAAACACGAGAGGAUCUACAUGACGGUGGGAGAGAACGAGUCGGUGGUCAUCGGUCCGUCCAAGUCUUUGGUGGAGAGCUUGCUCAAAGAAAUGUGCAAACAGAAACAGCACAAGGAUGAUUUGGAGUUCCAGGCAUCCCGACAAUCGGAGGAGAUCCAGAGGUUGACUGGUCAACUCAGAGAGCUGGAGGCCGAGCUGGAGAGCGUCCGGUGUCAGCCGGAACACGAGAAGGACCGGGAGAUCGAGAGGCUGAGGCUGGCCCUGGAGGAGCGGCAGCGGGCCGAGGCCACCCGCUCCGUCCUCUGCUCCUCCCUGGCCGAGGAGGCCGAGCAGCUGCGCGGCCAGCUCGGGGCCACUGUGAGGGUCUGCCAGGGGCUGUUAGCCAGACUGGACAGCGAGAGGAAAGGGGAAGGAGAGGUGAAGGAGGUGGGCCAGCAGCAGAAGGACACUGAGACACUGGAGUCCUCCGACAGUGCCGUUAAAUCCCGAAUCCGUCAGCUGCAGAAGGAGAACGAACAGCUAAAGCAGCGCGUGACUUAUGUUCAGGGCCUGAAUACUCAGUGGCAGAGGUACGACUCGAGCAGGGAGGAAUACAUCCGAGGUUUAUGUCAGAGGCUAAAGGAGAGCUCUGGGCAGGGCUUGAUUCCUGUAAUGGGCCCGGUUAGCACAGGGUUGCUUCAUCAGGAAAUUUCCAGACUCAACGCCUUGCUGGAAGAGAAAAUAACAGAGUGCGCAAGGCUGGACAGAGAAGUUGAGGAAAUAAGGAGACAAGGCCAGGAGCAAAUCCAGACACUGGAGCAGCAGGUUCUCAUCUAUACAGACGACUUUAAGUCCGAGCGUGCCGACAGAGAGCGAGCGCAGGGUCAAAUUGAUGACCUGAAGGAGCAGAUCGCUCAGUUAAAGCAGCAGCUACACAAGCAGCAGGGAGCAGCCAGGGAGGCCAGAGACCUGGUUCCCAUGUGCCACGUGCACAUAGGACACCGGAUCACCUCAAGGCGAAGCAAAGAAUCCUCCGAGCCUUUGGGCAGGAGCUCCGCGGAGAGGCAGAAGCAGCAGAAGCAGCAGAAGCCCGCAGCGGCCGCCCUCACCGCCGCGCCCAACUCGGACUGGAACGAAAUCCCGGGCCUGUCAGAGCUAGAGUGCCCGCAGUGCCACGCCAGGUUCAACGACACCGAGGCGGCCGAGUACCUGAACCACUGGGAGGAGUGCGCUCGGCUCUGAGCGGAAUCGGGACUCCUCCGGUAACUGAACACUUCAGAACAGCACUACAAUGCAGAGAGAAAAAAAAAAAAAAAAAAACGCCUGCGGGGAUACCAAUUCGGAGAUGAUUGACUACAAACGAAACAACUUGAGAUGUUUUUUAAAAAGGUGACGCGAAACCAAAGUUCCCCUCUUGCAAGAGAAACUAGUUCACUUGGGCUCUCUGAGCCUGCAGCGUCAUAACCCGCAGCCAUCGGAGGACAUCACACUGGUCUGGGAGGAGGACGCCAAUGCAAUAUACCAAAUGUUAUAUACCUCAGUGUGUUAGAAAAAACAAAACCUUUGCACUUUGACGUUUAGCCAAAAAACUAAUAGUAGGAUCUUACAAUUCAGAGAUUAAUGUUGCAUAAGCUUCUUAUUUUGGAUCAAGACACCUAGUUUUUUAUGUGGUGCUAUUAUAGAUUAUUAGUUUGUUUUUUAAAUAUUUUUGAUAAAAUAUAUAUUCUUAAUGAGAGAUUUGAGUGUAUAUAGAUAUUUUGAUAUUUAUUCUCUUUGUAUAUCUAACUGGAAAUGUUUUUAGGGCAAUGUUAAGACGUUGUUUCCUUUCACUGAAGCCAUAACAUUCAUAUACAGAGGAAUAUAUAUGUAAGGUAUGUGUAUGUGGUAUAAAAACUAUUUUAAAAAGAAUACAUGACAGUUUCAGAUUCACUUUUGUGUGUGCGACUGCAUCCAAACUGACAAUAUUCCUUUUUUUUUUGUGUAAGUGGUAUUUUUGUAA